ACAAUCACAUGCAUCAGGGACUGCAAGACAAAUUCACAGGGGUGGCAGAGGGCCCCUUUUCACACGUCAACAGGAGGAGGCCAUUUGCACCAUGGUAAUAGAAAACAAUGCAAUAAGACUAAGGGAGAUAAAAAGUGCCAUUAUAGAGGACAACAACAUCUUUCAAAACAUCCAAACAGUCAGCAUCUCAACCAUUGAUAGGGUGCUGAAAAGACACCAAAUGAAUAUGAAGCAGCUCUACACUGUUCCGUUUGAAAGAAAUGGUGAAAGAGUGAAGGAGCUGCGUUACCAAUAUGUACAGCGUAUAAUGGAACUGGAAGCAAGUGAACCACCGCACAGCUUCCUCUACAUGGAUGAAGCUGGCUUCAACCUAACAAAACGUAGAAGGCGUGGUCGAAAUAUCAUCGGCCACAGAGCUACAGUUGAUGUGCCAGGCCAACGGGGCGGAAUCAUAACCAUGGGUUGUGCAAUCGCUGAGAAUGGUGUGCUAACACAUAUUCCCAUUAUUGGGCCAUACAAUACAGAGCGUCUUGUCACCUUUUUAGACACUCUCUACAGGGAUCUCAUCCCUGAACAAGAGAGGGGUCAGAUUGGAGAUGACCUGCGAAAGUAUGUGAUCGUUUGGGACAAUGUCAGUUUCCAUCGUUCCAACAUCAUCAGGCAAUGGUUUGCUGCCCAUGACAGGAUGCUGAUGGAGUUCCUCCCACCCUACUCUCCAUUCCUUAACCCCAUUGAGGAAUAUUUCUCAGCAUGGAGAUGGAAAGUAUACGAUCGUCAGCCACAUACACAAAUUACCCUUCUGGCUGCCAUGGAUGCAGCAUGUGACGACAUCACAGCAGAUGCCUGCAGAGGCUGGAUAAGACACUCAAAAAGAUUCUUUCCACGCUGCAUUGCAAGAGAAGAUGUUCGUUGUGAUGUGGAUGAGAAUUUGUGGCCCAACAGACAGGAUCGUCAAGAGGUGUAGGAAGAUUGUAAUUCCUUAAUGUAAUUUCUACAGCACCGCAUGUACAGUUUUUCCUAUAUUCACAUUUCUUCAGGGUUUUUUUUGUGUGCUAUUCAGUGCUGUCUUUUCAUUUCUGUAUCUCAAUGACAUGUUCUGUCAAUAAAAUACAGUACAAACAGUAAGAGUGUAAAUUUGAAUCUUUUCCAUUCUCUUGCAAUUACACUCACACAUACACUAAGAUGUAACUUACAAUUGACAAUAAUUGUCAUCAAAACUUUAGCCAUAGUUUCCAUCAGAACAUCCCUCCAGAGUAAACUUUAAUAUUGACAACAUGACUAAACAAUUCUUAUCCGUACACAAUGACACAAGGACUUGUCAUUCUGAUGGCACUGACAUGUUCAUUGACACAGAUAUUUACUUUUGAGAGAUGAACUAAGGAUUUUGAGUAAGAGAGUGACUUUUGCAGGUUAUCCAUGGUGUUUUGCUAUUUGUACAAAUUGUUUUGAGAAAUGCACUUACUGUUUUGCAAAUUGUGAGUUGGAUUCGAGGAAAUGUACCAAAGCGACUGAGAAAAACUGUAAUGACUCCAAAGCAAGUCGUUUCAAUAAAACAAGGUGUUGAUUAUG
This is a messenger RNA of Siniperca chuatsi (mandarin fish), 1569 nucleotides long. RefSeq lists its product as uncharacterized. The transcript has 3 exons. Gene Ontology annotation, molecular function: nucleic acid binding. The record is from RefSeq and is a predicted model, not a curated record. The coding region runs from base 92 to 964 and encodes 290 amino acids. Lineage: Eukaryota; Metazoa; Chordata; Actinopteri; Centrarchiformes; Sinipercidae.